AUGAACGGAAACCGAGAUAGCUUUGGGCAGCGGGGCCCCAAAGAGCGCCUGGCUAAGGAACUGAUCAUGAAGUCGACUAAGGGAGACUUUGACCGAGUCUAUGAGAUUCUCCGGGAUGAUCUCGUCCUGGCCGAUGUUGCCGACAGCAGGGGCUUUACGGCGUUGGCUGCAGCCACGAUUCAUUCCCACAAUGCUAUCAUCAACCUUCUUCUUGACAAUGGAGCCAAUGUGAAUGUGUGUACAGAUGAGGGGGUCACGCCGCUGUGUAUGUGUUUUGUUCUCUAUUAUCCAAAUGACAAGUUUAAGGCCAAUAUCGCAGAGAGGAACUUGGUGAUCAAACCCAUGGAAAAACUACUUGGCAGCUGCAUCAAAGAAUCGACUUUUCGAACCUCUUCAUCGGACGUAAAGAGGUUCACGGAGAAGGCGGCCAGUAAUGUAGACGGAGCCAUUUCUCAGCUCUUUAAAAGUCAGUCCGAGUUGAGGUCAAGCGUUCUUAAGAGAGAGGAAUCGACGCUGACCCCUUCUGAGAAAGCAGUUUCCUCAGAAACCAGCAAGAUGCUAGAUGACGUAAAGACGACUGUUGAACAGACCACCCAAAGGAGCAUCUCGACAAAUUUUGAAUCGACUCUCUGCCUAUACAACUAUCCCAUAGAGGUCUCCAAAGACAUAAUGGAGAAGACAGCCAAUGCCUAUGCCUCCUUGAAAGUUAAGCCCCAUGAAAGUGCAGAGUCAGAUCCAGGAACAGUGAGGAAGAUGGCACAGUCUAUCAUAGAGUAA
This is a messenger RNA of Gracilinanus agilis (Agile Gracile Mouse Opossum), 777 nucleotides long. Its product is annotated as ankyrin repeat and MYND domain-containing protein 1-like. Gene Ontology annotation, molecular function: protein binding. The record is from RefSeq and is a predicted model, not a curated record. Lineage: Eukaryota; Metazoa; Chordata; Mammalia; Didelphimorphia; Didelphidae. The transcript has 4 exons. Bases 1 to 777 code for a protein of 258 amino acids.